Molecule: messenger RNA, 903 nt
Organism: Closterium sp. Yama58-4
Lineage: Eukaryota; Viridiplantae; Streptophyta; Zygnematophyceae; Desmidiales; Closteriaceae
Source: the annotation of a GenBank genome assembly
AUGGAGAAGUUGCUGACGGAGCAGCCUACUACCAAGCCGCCUACGAAGCAGAUAGAAGCAGCCCACAAAGCCGCCAUUGAAGCUUCAAGCUUUCAAGGAAUAACCUACAAAGCAGCCAACGAAGCCGGUGGAGAAGUAGCUGACGGAGCAGCCUGCCAUCAAGCAUCCCACGAAGCACGGUUGCUGGGCUGCAAAGGGCGGCGGAAGCGGUUUCUGGACUGCAAGGAGCGGCGGAAGCGGUUGAUGUGCUGCAAGGCGGCGGAAACGGUUGAUAUGCUGCAAGGAGCGGCGGAAGCACUUGCUGGGCUGCAAGGAGCGGCGGAAGCACUUGAUGUGCUGCAAGGAGCGGCGGAAGCGGUUGAUGUGCAGCAAGGAGGGGCGGAAGCACUUGAUGUGCUGCAAGGAGCGGCGGAAGCACUUGAUGUGCUGCAAGGAGCGGCGGAAGCACUUGAUGUGCCGCAAGGAGCGGCGGAAGCGGUUGAUGUGCUGCAAGGAGCGGCGGAAGCACUUGAUGUGCUGCAAGGAGUGGCGGAAGCGGUUGAUGUGCUGCAAGAGCGGCGGAAGCACUUGAUGUGCUGCAAGGAGCGGCGGAAGCGGUUGAUGUGCUGCAAGGAGCGGCGGAAGCGGUUGAUGUGCUGCAAGGCGGCGGAAGCGGUUGAUGUGCUGCAAGGAGGCGGAAACGGAGCGGCGGAAGCACUUGCUGGGCUGCAAGGAGUGGAGGAAGCACUUGCUGGGCUGCAAGGAGUGGAGGAAGCAGUUUCUGUGCUGCAAGGAGCGGCGGAAGCGGUUUCUCGGCUGCGAGGAGCGGCGGAAGCGGUUUCUGGGCUGCGAGGAGCAGCGAAAGCAAUUGCUGGGCUGCGGAAGAGUUGGCUGGGCUGCGGAAGAGUUGGCUUGGCUGCGUAA